Penicillium chermesinum is the source of this 4002-nucleotide messenger RNA. Its product is annotated as putative ABC multidrug transporter. The transcript has 15 exons. Gene Ontology annotation, biological process: transmembrane transport. NCBI's taxonomy places the organism in Eukaryota, Fungi, Ascomycota, Eurotiomycetes, Eurotiales, Aspergillaceae. The record is from RefSeq and is a predicted model, not a curated record. Bases 1 to 4002 code for a protein of 1333 amino acids. Gene Ontology annotation, cellular component: membrane. Gene Ontology annotation, molecular function: ABC-type transporter activity; ATP binding; ATP hydrolysis activity.
AUGGAGCCAUCCUCAGGAUCCGUGACUCCAGUUGAUGUGGAGAAUGGCGCUGUUCAGAUGCGAAAACGACUUACCGUGACCUUUCGGGACUUGAAUGUUCGAGUGACGGCCCCUGAUGCAGCGCUAGGGGAUACAUUAUUAUCCGAGAUUGAUCCUCGUCGAUUGUUGGGACCCUUCAAGAGAGGCAAAAUGCGAAAGAGAACGAUUCUGAACUCGGUAUCUGGUCAAGUUAAACCGGGAGAAAUGCUACUUGUACUAGGUCGACCUGGGUCUGGAUGUACAUCACUCCUUCGGGUUUUGUCCAACGAUCGCGACUCAUUCGACGAGGUCAGCGGCGAAACGUACUAUGGAGAUAUGGACCAUAUUUCUGCAAGGAAAUUCCGGCAGCAGAUCAUGUUCAAUAACGAAGACGACAUCCACUUCCCUACGUUGACUGUGAACCGAGCCUUGAAGUUUGCCUUGCGAAACAAAACGCCGAGCACAAUGCCCGAAGACAUAGACGACCGUAAAAAUUUUGUUUUGAAAAAACGCGAUGAAAUUCUCGACUCACUGGGCAUUAGCCAUACCAAAAAGACCCAGGUGGGGAACGAGUUUAUCCGCGGAGUUUCUGGGGGCGAACGAAAGCGUGUAUCUCUCGCUGAGGUGAUGGCAGGACAGAGCCCAGUGCAGCUGUGGGAUAAUCCCACGCGUGGGCUCGACUCGAAGGCUGCGGUGGAGUUUACGCGGUUGCUCCGACGUGAAACGGACGAGAAAGGCAAAACCACUAUCCUCACAACUUAUCAGGCUGGCAACGAUAUAUACAACCUGUUUGACAAGGUUCUCGUCCUCGCCGAGGGACGGGUGAUGUACUAUGGCCCUCGGGCCUUGGCCCGCGCAUACUUUGAAGACCUGGGAUUCAUCUGUCCCAAGGGUGCGAAUAUCGCCGACUUUCUGACCUCCGUCACUGUUCUGACCGAACGCACCGUUCGAGACAACCUGGGCCUGAAGGCACCGGAUACCCCCGAAGAAUUCGAAGCGCGCUACCUGAAUAGUUCGAUUUGCAGGGAGCAGCUAGAUGCGAUCGAGCCCCCUGACAAGCUAUUCUACGAGACAGAAGAUCUUGACACUGCCGUGUCUCAGGAGAAGCGAAAACAUCAUCUGCCUCGCAACAAGAGCGUCUACACCGUCAGUCUGUGGGCCCAAGUCGCCUCGUGCGCACUGCGGCAGUUCCAAAUUAUGUGGGGAGACAAGUUCUCUUUGAUUGUCAAAGUAUGCUCGGCGAUUAUCCAGGCUCUGGUGUGCGGAUCUCUAUUCUAUAACCUGCCUGAAGACAGUUCUUCGAUUUUCCUGCGUCCAGGUGUUCUUUUCUUCCCAGUGUUAUAUUUCCUGCUGGAGUCGCUGUCGGAAACCACAGGUUCUUUCAUGGGUCGGCCGAUCCUUUCGCGGCACAAGCGAUUCGGAUUCUACAGGCCAACGGCGUUUUGCAUUGCGGAUGCUCUCACCGAUAUACCAGUUGUCAUAGUCCAAGUGACGUGUUUUUCCCUGAUCCUGUAUUUCAUGUCCUCGCUCCAACACAACGCGGGGCGCUUCUUCACGUUCUGGAUCAUCGUCAUCAGUCAGACCUUGUGCUUUAUCCAAAUGUUCCGUGCCGUGGGCGCUAUUUGCAGAAAAUUCGGAAAUGCGUCCAAGAUAUCUGGCUUCCUUUCGACCGUGUUCUUCGUUUAUGGGGGUUAUUUAAUCCCAUUCCAUAAGAUGCACGUUUGGUUCCGUUGGAUUUUCUACUUGAAUCCAGGAGCAUACGCAUUUGAGGCCCUGAUGGCCAACGAGUUCGUUGGAAGAAAGUUCCGAUGCAUCGCGCCAGAUUAUGUCCCUUACGGCCCGGGAUACCCAAGCUCUGCUUCGCCGUAUCGGGGCUGUUCGGUUCUUGGAAGUGACGAUCAAGGUAUAAUUGAUGGUGCAACAUACAUUCGAGAGCAGUACAACUAUUCAUUCCACCACAUCUGGCGCAGCUUUGGUGUGAUUGUGGGCUUCUGGAUAUUCUUCAUUGCGCUCACGGCAAUCGGGUUCGAGCUGGGUAACAAGCAAAACGGCUCGUCGGUGCUUCUUUACAAGCGCGGGAGCGAGAAGAAGCGUUGUAUUGCGCGAGACGAAAACACUGAAAAGCCCGCUACAGAGAUCCUGAGUGGGAACCUGAAGCAGUCGACCUUUACUUGGCACAAUUUGGACUACUAUGUCUCUGUCUCCGGAGGACAGAAGCAGCUUUUGAACAAAGUAUUCGGAUAUGUGAAGCCCGGGAACCUGGUGGCGUUAAUGGGGGCUUCGGGCGCUGGUAAAACAACUCUGCUUGAUGUUCUUGCGCAGCGAAAAGACUCUGGUGAAAUCCAUGGCUCCAUUCUUAUCGAUGGGCAUCCGCAAGGAAUAAGUUUCCAGCGAACUACAGGAUACUGUGAGCAGCUCGAUGUCCACGAGAAAACAGCCACUGUCAAAGAAGCUCUCACGUUCUCUGCACUCUUACGCCAACCGUCCACUGUCCCCCACGCCGAAAAGAUCGCUUACGUGGACCAUAUCCUCAAACUAUUGGAGUUGGAGGAUAUUAGCGAUGCGUUGAUUGGAGUUCCCGGUGCUGGUCUCAGUAUAGAGCAGAGGAAGAGAGUUACUCUAGGUGUGGAGCUGGUGGCGAAGCCAACUCUUCUCUUCUUGGACGAGCCGACAUCUGGACUUGAUGGUCAAAGUGCGUUCAAUAUUGUUCGAUUCUUACGAAAGCUGGUUGAUGGCGGUCAAGCGGUCCUGUGUACCAUCCACCAACCUUCUGCGGUUCUGUUCGACGCGUUUGAUGGCCUCUUGCUCCUUGCGAAAGGAGGACGAAUGUCUUAUUUUGGGGAAACCGGGAAGGAGUCCACCACAGUCCUCGACUACUUUGCCCGAAAUGGUGCACCGUGCCCUCCUGAUGCAAACCCCGCGGAACACAUCAUUGAAGUUGUUCAAGGCAGUUCAGGUAGCAAUGUCGACUGGGUUGAGGUUUGGAAUCAAUCUCCGGAGCGUGAGAAGGCUUUGGCAGAGCUCGAGGCUUUGAAUAAAGCCGGUAUGGCUGACCCCAACUAUGUGGAGGACACGGCCGAUUAUGCCACUUCACACUGGUUCCAAUUCAAAAUGGUCACUAAGCGCCUGACGGUUCAGAUUUGGCGCUCACCAGACUAUAUGUGGAAUAAAAUCAUCCUCCAUAUCUUCGCCGCUCUUUUCAGCGGAUUCACGUUCUGGCAGGUCGGCAACGGCACAUUUGACCUUCAACUACGACUGUUCGCUAUCUUCAAUUUUAUCUUUGUGGCUCCCGGUUGUAUCAACCAAAUGCAGCCGUUCUUUCUGCAGAACAGAGAUAUCUUUGAGACCCGCGAAAAGAAGUCAAAAACAUAUCACUGGAUCGCCUUCAUUGGCGCUCAAACAGUGACCGAAAUCCCCUAUCUGAUCAUUUGCGCUACUCUCUAUUUCGUGUGCUUCUACUUCACUGUGGGAUUUCCGACCGCCUCCAGCAUUUCUGGCCAUUUCUACCUCCAAAUGAUCUUCUACGAGCUGCUGUACACAUCAAUCGGCCAGGCUAUUGCGGCAUAUGCCCCUAAUGAAUAUUUCGCAGCCGUCAUGAACCCUGUGCUGAUCGGAGCCGGUCUGAUCAGCUUUUGUGGCGUUGUCGUCCCGUACAGCCAGAUGCAGCCCUUUUGGCGGUACUGGAUGUACUACCUCGAUUCAUUCACCUACCUACCCCCCGAUGGACAGACGUGCGGGGAAUACAUGGCCAACUUCCUCUCAUCACAAGCUGGGUACUUACUGGACGCGAACGCAACCAGCCAAUGCUCAUUCUGUCAAUACUCCACGGGUGCAGACUACGCGAAGACCUUCAAUCUGAAGGAGAAAUACUAUUCUUGGAGAGAUUCCGGGAUCACAGCCUUGUUCUGCAUCACAUCUUACGGAUUGGUCUUUUUGAUGAUGAAGCUUCGAAGUAAGAAGACCAAGAGUGCGCUGUCGGAAUAA